This is a messenger RNA of Zea mays, 1605 nucleotides long. Its product is annotated as chloroplast processing peptidase. NCBI's taxonomy places the organism in Eukaryota, Viridiplantae, Streptophyta, Magnoliopsida, Poales, Poaceae. Bases 190 to 1104 code for a protein of 304 amino acids. Gene Ontology annotation, biological process: thylakoid membrane organization. The record is from RefSeq and is a predicted model, not a curated record. The transcript has 6 exons. Gene Ontology annotation, molecular function: serine-type endopeptidase activity. Gene Ontology annotation, cellular component: chloroplast thylakoid membrane.
GAGAAACUAAUUCAAGCGAGCAAAUAACUCCCCGCGACGCUGCCACUAAGCUUAUCCUACCUUCCAGUCUUCUCCCCUCCCUCCAGUUCAUUCCCAUUUCCCAACCCAAACCAGCGGCUGGCACGGACGCCGGCGAGCCGCGCGGCCCGGAGGACCACUGCCUCCUGCAUAUAGCCGGCUUCCGCGGCCAUGUCAUCCGUACACUUCUUUCCUGCCUCCUCCCAGACCCCGGUCCCCGCCUGCCUUCUCAAAACCUCUCCAAAGUCACCCCUCCCGUGCCCCCGCACCCUUGCCACCACCUCUCUCCAGAGUGUUGGCGGCAAUUGCAAUGCGUGGCACCGCCCGCACCUACGGCUGCAGCGGAGGGUCCGCACCCCUGCAGCACCGUCCGACGCGCCGCCUGUGGGCCCCGAUGGCGGGAGCGGGGGCGGCGGCGCGGGGGGAGGGAGUGGAGGGGAGGAUGAGGAGGAGGAGGGGGAGAAGAAGAAGGGACUGUUGCCCGAGUGGAUGAACUUGACAACAGAGGACGCCAAGACGGUGCUGGCCGCGGUAGCUAUCUCGCUCGCUUUCCGAACCUUCGUCGCCGAGCCGCGCUUCAUCCCCUCGCUCUCCAUGUUCCCCACCUUCGACGUCGGUGACCGCAUCGUCGCCGAGAAGGUUACUUACUACUUUAGGAAGCCAUGUGUUAAUGAUAUAAUAAUUUUCAAAAGCCCUCCAGUGCUGCAGGAGGUUGGGUAUACUGAUAAUGAUGUUUUCAUUAAAAGAGUAGUUGCCAGGGAGGGAGAUGUUGUUGAGGUUCAUGAAGGAAAACUCGUUGUGAAUGGUGAGGGUAGAAAUGAAGAAUUCAUUCUUGAGCCACCUUCUUAUGACAUGAAUCCUGUGCAAGUACCAGAAAACUCUGUUUUUGUGAUGGGAGAUAACCGAAACAACAGCUACGAUUCACAUGUGUGGGGCCCUCUUCCAGCAAAAAACAUAUUGGGGAGAUCAAUUUUUCGGUAUUGGCCUCCUGGUCGAAUAGGGGGUACUACCAAGGGUUGCUUCAGCCCUGAAUUAAGCCCUGGAGCAAAGCCAGAAUCACUUACUGAUGUCAAAUCGACAAAGUAGGAGAUUGAGAAGUUAGUUUUGGUGGUGCCUGAUGUGCAGGGGAAGCUUCGGUUAUUCUUCGUGGUAGAAUGUCACAGAGGAAUCCUGUGUUGUGUGGCAGGUAGUUCUAUUAGAACCCAGAGAGCGGAAGACAAUUUGAUUCUCAUUGAGUCAUUGGGAUUGGGAUUGGAUUGGCCAGAAGGCACAGAAACCAUUUUGUCUCAGGGUUUCUUGUCCUUUUGCCUUGCUGUAUACGUACGUAUUAGGGAAACUUGAUACCAUGAUGGCUGACCUAGUUAAGCUGCAAAAAAGUAUGGUUCCACUGUUGAAAUCUAGAGUCUGGAACAUGAUGAAAUCCGCGUACAGCAUGACGCGCAAGUACAUCCUGUAAAUGGAGAACGUGUCUAUUCAAUGUGCCGUUGAACAACGCAGAGAAACUACCCGGAUUACUUACGCUACCGCAGAAAAAGAUGGAUUAUGUUAGAUUGCAAUUGCAGGCGUACAAUUCAGCCUUUUUUUAAA